AUGCGCUGUCCCAAGUGCCUUCUCUGCCUGUCAGCACUGCUCACGCUCCUGGGCCUCAAAGUGUACAUCGAGUGGACAUCAGAGUCUCGGCUGAGCAAGGCCUACCUGGGACCCCAGGGCACCCUGCCAGUCCUCCCGCCCGCCAGUCCCGAGCCCACCCUGCCGGCGAACCUUUCAGCCCGUCUGGGCCAGACUAGCCCACUGUCCUCAGCUUACUGGAACCAGCAACAGUGGAGGCUGGGGGCCCUGCCCAGUGGGGACAGCACUGAGGCGGGGGGCUGCUGGGCCUGGGGAGCUGCCGCCGCUGCCGAAGUACCCGAUUUCACCUCCUACCCCGAGGACCUCCGCCGCUUCCUGCUGUCAGCAGCUUGCCGGAACUUCCCUCGGUGGCUGCCUGAAGGUGACAGUGGCCAAGUGCCCAGCUGUGGGGAAACCGACAUCCCCUACCUGCUACUGGCUAUCAAGUCGGAACCAGGGCGCUUCGCUGAACGACAGGCUGUGAGGGAGACCUGGGGUGGUCCCGCUCCUGGAAUUCGGCUGCUCUUCCUUCUGGGGUCCCCAGUGGGUGAGGGAGGCCCUGACCUUGGCCCUCUGGUGGCCUGGGAGAGCCGGCGUUAUAGGGACCUGCUGCUCUGGGACUUCUUGGAUGUUCCCUUCAAUGAGACACUCAAGGACCUGCUGCUGCUCUCCUGGCUCAUCCACCACUGCCCCAGAGUGAGCUUUGUCCUACAAGCUCAGGAUGAUGCCUUUGUGCACACUCCUGCCCUUCUCGACUACCUGCGGGCCCUGCCAGCCAGCUGGGCCCGAGGCCUCUACCUGGGUGAGGUCUUUACCCAGGCCAAGCCCCUCCGGAAGCCUGGAGGGCCCUUCUAUGUGCCUGGAUCCUUCUUUGAAGGUGACUACCCGGCUUAUGCCAGCGGGGGUGGCUACAUCAUCGCUGGGCGCCUGGCACCCUGGCUACUGCAGGCGGCGGCCCGUGUGGCACCGUUCCCCUUCAACGACGUCUACAUUGGCCUGUGCUUCCGUGCUCUGGGCCUGGUGCCCAGGGCCCACAAAGGCUUCCUCACAGCCUGGCCAGCAGACCGCCCGGCUGACCCCUGUGCUUUCCGCGACCUGCUGCUGGUGCGACCCCUCACACCUCAGGACAGCGUUUGGCUCUGGAAACACCUGCAGGACCCUCAGCUCCAUUGCUGAGCCUCAGUGGGGUCAGAAGGGGAAGGCCAACCUGGCCUGGGCCC
This is a messenger RNA of Pteronotus mesoamericanus, 1238 nucleotides long. RefSeq names its product UDP-GlcNAc:betaGal beta-1,3-N-acetylglucosaminyltransferase 8 (gene B3GNT8). The record is from RefSeq and is a predicted model, not a curated record. Gene Ontology annotation, cellular component: Golgi membrane. Gene Ontology annotation, molecular function: protein N-acetylglucosaminyltransferase activity. The transcript has a single exon. The coding region runs from base 1 to 1194 and encodes 397 amino acids. Lineage: Eukaryota; Metazoa; Chordata; Mammalia; Chiroptera; Mormoopidae.